AAAGAAACAGUACUUGAGCAUUGUUGGACGUGACUGUAUAAUUUGCCUUAGUGCUUGCACGGUACAUGACCGCUCGCAAAAUUAAACCCAUUCAGAAGAAGAAAAUAGCUGUAUGUCUGCGAAAAAAAGGUAUUGUACGGUUCCCAGUACGGUAAUUCUUUCUUCCAGGUGGACAAGUACAAGCUGGUAAACCGAGACGCAAAGUACUGACAGAAACUUUGACACACAAAUUUCGUUACCUGCCACACAUAGGAAAGAGCAUGCAAUAUUUGUUGGUCAGUGUGGAGCGUUUAUUUGUCGUCGUCGACCUCUUUUCCCAUGCUGCAGCUGCAUCGCAAUUUACGCGAUAAAGGAAAGUUUUUUUCCAAGGUUGACCUUUGAUUAUAUGAUCACUAUUGAGCAGCAUGGAGAAUCCGCCACCAACAGAGAACAACCAAAAUGGAUUUAUCCCGGAAGCACAGCCUCUGGUGGUUAAGCCGAAAGUCCAAUACAAUCCGCGGUCCGUCAGCGGCUAUUUUCCUAGUUCGCCUAAAAGUUUCCGAUCAGUUGACCACGAUCCGGUGCACGCGUCGCAUGCGUCCGCCGAAACUCUGGACAGCUGUGUUAGCGAUAGCGAUUUGGAAGAAUCCCAACAACUCGCAUCGAGUUUCAACUGGAGAUUUUUAAGCUGUAUAUACGCGUUCGUGUUGUUUGUACUUGGUGCUGCCCUUCCGAUUUCUGAGAUUAUUGCUGUGGAUAUAGGCCCGCUUUUUUAUCAGAGCUUUUAUCUAUACCUGUACGUUGUGUCCUUGCUGUUCCUGUUGUUUGCUUUCGGAUUCUUAUUUAACACCGGACGAAGACAAAAACUCAGAGUGAUAUCAUGGUGGCGUAUAAGAGUGCGUUCGACGAGAAGACUGGUAUCACCAAUAUUGGGACUGCGGAAAAUGUCUACUGGUCGCAAUACUCCGGCCAGAUUUAUACCGCAUAAUAACUUAACAAAAACUGGGAGUUUUUACCUGCGAGUGGGAGCGGUGGUUUUCGGUAUCGGUACCAUGCUUUAUUCCUGUUUGGAAUUUGGGCAGUAUUUUGAACUGCGCGGCCUGGGAACCGACUGCGACGAUAUAUUCUCGGCCAUUACACCGGCUUUCCGUUUCAUAUUUUCCUUUGUGCAGUUGUACUUAAUUUUUGUCAAUGCCAAGAUAAGGACGGACCGCUACACGAACGUUGCCAGUUUUGGCCUCAUGCAUAUGGUUGCCACGAACAUGUGCAUUUGGCUGAGCGUCUUAAUAGAAGAGACCAAACACGAACUGGAACACAGCAUUUUCGAGCCCGACACCCACCGGCCUACCGGUUUUGCAGUACACCUGAGCCAUAGUGUUGGCCAUGGCCACGCCGAUAGUUCUCACCAUUCACCGGCCCAUGCCGAUGGUCACGCACCACAAACUCGACUGGAAGUAUUUAUUUCCACUGCUAACGAAGCCAUUAAGACAGUUAUCAAUGAAACAGUUACCGACCGCCAUCUUCCGUCAUGUCGCGCUCGAACCAGUAUGGGGGCUAUUCUGCAGCAGGCAAUUCCCUUCGUGUUUCCCUGCAUAGUGGAGAACAGCCUGAUUUGCGCGGCCUUGUUGUUUGUUAUGUGGCAAGGCUUAGGACUUCGUAAGAACAACAAUACCAAUCUCCCAAAUCCGGACGGAAGUACCACAUCCACACCUCUGUCGAUAACGGGCAGAACCAAGCAACAGUAUACUGUGGACUGCCGAGGCGCAUCUAGAGGAUUAUUUGCCGGUAUACUUGUGGUCAUCAUAACUAUCAUAAGUAUUGCGCUAUUUUUUGUUUGGGUGUGGAGGCCAGAGUUUUAUGGACUUGCCGUUUAUCAAGCAUAUUUGGUGGAGAUAUUUUUAUAUUCGGUUUCCCUUGCUGCUACUAUAGUAGCUUUUGUGCAAUUACGACCGCUAAAAUUUGAUCUGGAAGAAGGGUCUGUGUUGGAUGAUAUCCUGCUCGUGAUCUGCCAAAUGGGAGUGUACUUUAUCUCUGCCUUCGUACUCAUAUCCAGCCGGCAUUCCUUGUUUAAAAACCCGACAAGAGAAGAAUUUUGCGCAGCACUGGCAGCAUUUCUAGAAAUGACACAAUCAACGCUCCAGACUCUCUUCAUGCUGGAUGCUACACGACGGCGACCUUUUCUGCAUAAACAUGUGCAAGAAAAACCGGGUCGUGAACUGGUGACCUUUUUGCUGGUGUGUAAUUUCGCCAUGUGGGGAGUCAAUGUAAUGGAAGCAUGGCGCCAACAAAUGUAUCCUCAGCAGUUGCGAUUUUAUGGAACCUUUGCGUGGACGUUGAUCACGCAUAUCUCAAUGCCGUUGAUCAUCUUCUACCGUUUCCAUUCGAGUGUAUGCCUGUCCGAAGUUUGGAAAGCCGCUUACAAAUUCAAACAUCAGAACGGCCAUAUGCAUGGUGGUCAUGCGCACCACCAGAUCGUCCACAGACAGAUGUCGGUGUGAUGUUGGGAUUGGACAUAUUUCUGGAUGUGGAUUAUUGGAUAAAACAUAGGCUUUGCAGUUACAGAUUAUACUGUAUACGGAUACGCCCUGUAGACAUAUCAUUAUUAUACAACAUCUAGACUUACAAUGGAGCAAAAAUCUCUAAAACAGAGCUGAAGCCUAAUGUGAAUACGGUUGUGAUGUAAUUCGCUUUGUACCAGAAAACGAAUCAAUUAAAAUCCAUGAAA
Paramacrobiotus metropolitanus is the source of this 2704-nucleotide messenger RNA. Its product is annotated as proton channel OtopLc-like. Gene Ontology annotation, molecular function: proton channel activity. The coding region runs from base 405 to 2477 and encodes 690 amino acids. The transcript is spliced from 10 exons. Gene Ontology annotation, cellular component: membrane. NCBI's taxonomy places the organism in Eukaryota, Metazoa, Tardigrada, Eutardigrada, Parachela, Macrobiotidae. Gene Ontology annotation, biological process: proton transmembrane transport. The record is from RefSeq and is a predicted model, not a curated record.